AUGCAGACCGUUUUCCGGGCGCGAGGCUGCGCUUUAGCCGCGGCACGACAGCCCCAUGCGUCACGCAGGAUCCGCGCGGCACUCGUGCCCUUGCGGUCAUGGCUACCCGUUUGUACACAGCGUGGUGCCUUUUCAUCGUCUCCAUUGUCGUCUUGGACGAGUCCAGAUCCAGAGUUUCCAGUUUCUGCUUUUGAUCAAAGCAAGGGUCAGAGCCGUUUGUGUGCAAGUCUGGCAUUGGCAGCAAUGGGACUGGUAUGUGCAGUGAUGGAAGCGGCUACGGAUGACAAGAAAAUGGCAGAAGUGACGAAGGAAAACCCCGAAGAGAUUACUAAAUACAUUAACGAGCGUCAAGAGGAUGUUCAAGCUGCAGCUAAGAAAAACAAAAGAAGUAAACGAGCUUUAAGGAAGAGAAAGUCAAGUGUGAGAGAUGGCAAAAUGGUCGUCAGCACUGCAGCGGUGCGGGGUGACCGCACGUACAUGGAAGACACGUCGUAUGUAUCUUCUUGUAAGCGGUUUGCGGCAGUAUACGAUGGUCAUGGAGGUGCGGCGGUGUCGCAGUAUUUACGUGAUCAGCUCUUCUCGAGAUUAGCACCGGAGAUAGCACAAUUAGAUCAGGAAAUUUUUGCUGAAACAAAGGGCGAGUCGAAUGUAAUGGUAAAAUCAAGACGACGUCAAAAGAUCGCAACAAUGUUGCGCGAUUCGGUGCAUAAGCUGGAUGAAGAAGUAAUUUCCAAGAAUGAAUGGAAGUUUCAAGGCUCGACUGUAGUCGGGGUGUUCUUGUUUGAAGACGUGCUUUAUUCGCUUAACGUAGGUGAUAGUCGCGCGGUGCUGUGUCGAUCUGGAGACGUGGUGGAACUUACGCGGGAUCACAAACCCAAUGACCCACAGGAACGUGCCAGGAUUGAGUCUCUAGGUGGUCGAGUGCAGUGGCAUGGCUACGUAGAUGCCCAAGGUGAGCCGAUCGAACCGUAUGGAGCAUAUCGGGUGAAUGGCAAUUUGGCAGUUGCGCGAGCCAUCGGAGACCGUGAUUCGCGACCAUUCAUCAUUGGCGAGGCGGAGAUUCGACAGUACGACAUCGAGUACGACAAGGACGAGUUCAUUGUGAUCGCGUCGGACGGGCUCUGGGAUGUAUUCACCAGUAGCGAGGUAGUCGAGUUUGUGCAAGACGUCAUGAGCGGCGAGCUUGGCGGUCGUGAGGCGUGGAGCAGUGGUGGUCAUAGUGACACUCGCGUUCCAAUUUUUGAGUGGUCACAACAGUAUACGAGCGAUCGUUCCAUGAUCAAAGCUGCGCGCAGGCGGCGGAAGGUACAGAUCGCCAAUUACUUGGUGCAGGAGGCGCUUUUCCGCGGCACUUCUGACAAUGUCUCCGUCGUGGUGGUGUGGCUUCGUUGA
Messenger RNA from Peronospora belbahrii, 1392 nucleotides. The record is from the annotation of a GenBank genome assembly. Lineage: Eukaryota; Oomycota; Peronosporomycetes; Peronosporales; Peronosporaceae.